UUUGUUAGCAAUUAGGGUUGGAGGGAGGGAGCAGCACAUAUCUCGGCAAGGCUCCAAAGCCUCUUUGCCUCGCAACCCUCCCCACCCCCAGAUUGGGGGCAGCAGCCAUGGGAGUGGAGACUUCGGCAGGAGAUGGCCGGCACACAGCGAAGCCACUUGCCCUGUUUUGAAAUAUCAAGGAAGUUUGUUUGGGCUCCAGCCCAAAACCCAGAGAGAGAAAGAAGGGAGUGUGGCCGGCAGCGUGCUGUCUGCACACUGAAGAAGAAGACCGCUUGGGGAACUCCAGAAAGAAAGCGAGGGAUGCUGGUGUGGAGGACAGACACCACUGCCACCUUCAUGGAGCAGUGACAGGAAGCACCCUGGACUUGGCUGCAGGACUCCUCGGCAAGAGGAUUAUGAAAGAAGAAGAUUUCUCUGGAGAAGAAGACGAGAUGCCAUCCUUCAGAUACCGGCCGAAUGGCCGGAUGAGAACAAACUGCAGUCAGUGUGAGAAGACGUUGACCCUCCAGACAUCUGUGAAGGUGCUGUAUGUCUUUGUCGUCUUGCUGAUCAUCGUUGUGGCUGUUUUGGCUGCCUUGGUUUUUAAGAAGGUGGACUCUAUAGCUUAUGAUGUUACCUCAGCUCAAACAUACUAUGAGAAGAAAAUUGAGUCCGUCCAGGGGAACCUCCAAGAACUGAAUCAGAAUUCCCCAGGCAACUGUUCCUUCUGUCAUGACACAGGCCAGCUGGGCCAGGAGAUCAGCAAGCUGCAGGAGGAGCUGGAGGAGAUCCAGAAGAAACUCUUAGCCCAGGAUGUGCUCCUUGACCGCACAGCUCAAGCCCACCAAAAGCUUUCAUCCACCAACAAAGAGAUCACUGGGGAGGUGGAUGGUUGCUCUUUGGCCAUUCAGCAGGUCAACCAGAGUGUGAGUCUGUUCCUGGCCCAGGUGCGAGGCUGGCAGGCAGCCACCUCUGAGCUGGGCAGUUCAUUGAAGGAGUUGUCACAGGAGCGGUUUGACAUUGAGGCUGCUGUGCAGCAGAUGAACUUCACAGUGGGGCAGACCUCCGACUGGAUACACAUCAUCCAGAGGAAGACGGAUGAGGAGACACUGACGCUGCAGAAGAUUAUGACCGAGUGGCAGAACUACACCCGGAUCUUUGGUGGUUUGCGAGCAACCACUGCCAAAACAGGGGAGCUGGUUAAGAGCAUCCAGACCAGCCUGGGUAUUGCUUCCCAAAGGAUCAGCCAGAAUUCAGAAGGGAUGCAUGACCUGGUCCUCCAGGUGAUGAAUUUGCAGUUACAGCUGGACAACAUCUCCUCUUUCCUGGACGACCAUGAGGAAAACAUGCAUGACUUUCAGUACCACACCCGGUACACCCAGAACCGGACAGCUGAGCGGUUUGAAACCUUGGAAGGCCGCAUGACCUCCCAUGAAAUUGAAAUCAACACCAUCUUCACCAACAUUAAUGCCACUGACAGCCACGUCCACAGCAUGCUCAAGUACCUGGACGAUGUGCGGCUGUCUUGCACAUUGGGUUUCCACACGCAUGCUGAGGAGCUCUACUAUCUAAACAAAUCAGUCAGCCUCAUGUUGAGUACCACAGACCUCCUACGGGAACGCUUUAGUCUGCUCAGUGCCCGGCUGGACUUUGACAUCCGCAACCUCUCUAUGAUCAUGGAAGAGAUGAAGACUAUCGACACCCAACAUGGGGAGAUCCUCCGGAAUGUCACCAUUUUACGAGGUGUUCCUGGCCCCCCAGGCCCCAGAGGAUUCAGAGGAGAGCUUGGCGGAAAGGGGCCUCCUGGAAGCAGAGGACCAAAGGGUGACCCUGGGAGCAUGGGGCCACCUGGCCCACAGGGAGCCCGGGGUCCUGCAGGCCCUCAAGGUCCACAAGGCGAGAGAGGAUCGGUGGGCCCAAAAGGCCUCCCUGGACUCAAAGGCAGCAAAGGAAGCUUUGGACAGUCUGGUGCCAAAGGGCUGACAGGCCCAAAGGGCGAUGUGGGGCCUCCUGGGCCAGACGGUGCCCCUGGGCCAGCAGGACUAGCUGGGCCACUGGGAAGUCCAGGAGUCCCAGGCAAACCAGGGCCACCAGGCCCAGUUGGGCCAACAGGGCCAAAAGGGGAUCCUGGGUUACGAGGCAGGCCAGGGUUACCAGGACCUCCUGGGCCUUCAGGACCAUGAGCUCACCCCACAAACAGAUGGUGGUAGGUGUGGGCAGUGAAACAGCUGCAGGCACCUCCGUUCCCCCCAUGGAAGAUGGUGAGGACAGCUGCCCUACUGAUGCCUGCCCUCAUAUAUUCUGCAUUGAACAGCCAGAACCUGUUUCCAGCAGCAGAUUUGGGAAAUUGAGCUUCCCACACUGGAAAAUCAUCAAGGGCCAGAGCUGCCACUGCUGUCUCACCUGGUUUGAAGCACCUUCAUCCCUUUGCCCCUUCCCACAAGACAGCCAAAGCCAGCUCUGCUCCAGUCCUUGUGUCUAGCCUUCCGAGGCCCAAUUUGCUCCCGCUGGGCUCAAGCAGGGAAAUCUUG
Heteronotia binoei (common prickly gecko) is the source of this 2510-nucleotide messenger RNA. It is a transcript of the gene SCARA3, whose product is annotated as scavenger receptor class A member 3. The coding region runs from base 396 to 2162 and encodes 588 amino acids. Lineage: Eukaryota; Metazoa; Chordata; Lepidosauria; Squamata; Gekkonidae. The record is from RefSeq and is a predicted model, not a curated record. The transcript has 7 exons.